Messenger RNA from Rotaria sp. Silwood2, 2004 nucleotides. NCBI's taxonomy places the organism in Eukaryota, Metazoa, Rotifera, Eurotatoria, Philodinida, Philodinidae. The record is from the annotation of a GenBank genome assembly.
AUGGAAGGUAGUGGUCGAAUGAUUGUUGUUGGUGUUGGUCUUAAUUCACAAGUCGGUAAAAUUAUGAGUUUACUUGGUGCAACAGGAGACGAUUCUAAAAAGAAAAAAAAAGAUAAAAGGAAAACGAAAAAAUCUCCAAAAUCUAAAUCAUUAUCAUCAUCAAAAGUAUAUCCUGAUAAAUCGGAACAAAAUGAAAAUGAACAUAAUACUGACACUGUACACAUAGAAAAGGAGAAAAAUCAAUCAACAAAAAAACAUCCACGUAUUCAUAAAUUAUCACCAUUAAAACAAAAAAAGGAUAAUGAACAAGAAAUGAAACCAACGAAAAAAGAAAAUAAUAAUAAUAAUAAUGAACAAGAAAAGAAAUCAAAUAAUGAUGAUAACCAAAAGGAAAAAUCUAUUGAUAGUGAUGAUGAAGAACAAAAGAAACAAUCGGAAGCAAAUAAACAAAAACAAGUUAAUAAUCAACUAACAACAGCAUCGCCUAUGGAACAAAAUACUUCGAAUGACAAUAAAAAUAAAUCCGAAGAGAAACAAGAAAAUAUUCAAAAUGCUAAAGAAGAUACUGAAAAGAAACCGACUGAAUUAGCUGAAGCUGCCAAAAAUGAUGAUAAUGAAAAAGGUGAAUCAAAGGCUACUAAACAUAAAUCUGUUCUUCAAACAAAAUUAACAAAAUUAGCUCUUUAUAUUGGUUAUAUUGGUAUGGCUGCUGCUUUUUUAACAUUAGUUUGUUUAAUUAUUCGUUUCUGUAUAACAAAUUAUGUUGUUAAAAAAAAAAAAGCUAAAGCAAGUGAUGUUAGUUAUUUUAUUUCAUUUCUGAUUCAAGCUAUUACCGUCGUUGUUGUUGCAGUACCAGAAGGUCUACCAUUAGCUGUUACACUCGCUCUUGCCUAUGCUGUUCGAAAAAUGAUGACAGAUAACAAUCUUGUCCGACAUUUAGAUGCUUGUGAAACAAUGGGCAAUGCAUCAACAAUAUGUUCAGAUAAAACGGGAACAUUAACAACUAAUCGAAUGACAGUUGUACAAUGUUAUACUAGUGGAAAACACUAUGAACAAAUACCAAAACAUGAAGAAAUGAAUCAAGAUUUAUUAGGACUCCUUUUCGAAUCUAUAACUGUUAAUACAAAUUAUACAUCAAAAAUAGAGGAACCAAAAGAAGAUGGUGGUGGUUUACCAAAACAAAUUGGUAAUAAAACUGAAUGUGCUUUACUUGAUUUAGUACGACAAUGGGGUGGAUCCUAUGAUGAAAUUCGUGAAAAAAUUCCUCAAGAUGAUUUAGUUAAAGUAUACACAUUUAAUUCUGCACGAAAAAUGAUGAGUACAAUAAUUAAGCGUGAUGAUGGCUAUCGAUUAUAUACAAAAGGUGCAUCAGAAAUGGUUUUAGCUAAAUGUAAAUCAAUUAUUGGUGAAGAUAAUAAAUCAAAAGAUGUAAAUGAUGAUGAAAAAAAUAAAAUAACACAUGAUAUUAUUGAAAAAAUGGCUAAUGAGGGUUUAAGAACAAUUUGUAUUGCAUAUAAAGAUCUUGGCAAAGAAACACAAAAUUGGGAUGAUGAAGAUAAAUUUGUUAAUGAUUUAGCAUGCAUUGCUAUUGUUGGAAUUGAAGAUCCUGUUCGUAAAGAAGUACCAGAAGCUAUUGAAAAAUGUCAAAAAGCUGGUGUUGUUGUUCGUAUGGUAACAGGUGAUAAUCUAAUAACAGCUCGUUCAAUUGCAACAAAAUGCGGUAUAAUCAAGCCAAAUGAUGAUUUUCUUGUACUUGAAGGAAAAGACUUUAAUAAACGUAUUCGUGAUUCAUCAGGAAAGGUUUCACAAGAGAAACUAGAUGAGAUAUGGCCAAAAUUACGUGUUUUAGCACGUUCAUCACCACAAGAUAAAUAUAAUUUAGUUAAUGGUAUUGUAGAAAGUCGAGCAACACAACAUCGAGAAGUGGUUGCUGUCACUGGGGAUGGAACAAAUGAUGGACCAGCAUUAAAACGUGCUGAUGUUGGAUUUGCUAUGGUGACUUAA